Molecule: messenger RNA, 5573 nt
Organism: Pelodiscus sinensis (Chinese soft-shelled turtle)
Lineage: Eukaryota; Metazoa; Chordata; Testudines; Trionychidae
Source: RefSeq, a predicted model, not a curated record
AAAAAGCCGGAGAAACACUUUUCCCCCUCUGACUCCAUCCUUUGUCUCUUGUCUUUCACCUAGAUUGGAGUAUUCUGGGAUAGGCACGGUCCUAUUGCUCUUGGUCAUAGAGCACCUACGCAAUGGGGCCGUGUCCAUGGCUGGGGCUGCCACGUGCUGCGGUAAGACAGAUAACGCUCCUCUGUUGGCUCUGAAAUGGGGUUUGUUGGCAGCUCGUGCACUGUCAGAGGGGACCAAUAGGGACAACACGCUGAAGAAAAUCAGUUCCUUUCCUGCCUUAGUUUCCCUUCACUCCCCUGAAAAUAGCUUAUCCCACACUAUCUGGGCUGCCUUGAUUUGUUUUGUCUGUAUCUGCAGGAUUCCGUUCACACUGGUAUGCAGGAGGGGUAGACUUUCCGAACAGCUCUGAUUAGUAGUUUUGAUCUGCUCUGGGAGUCGUCAGCUCAGCAACUUGUCUUGGUCCAUGGAGAUACUGCACCUUGCUCCUUCUUUCCUCAGCAAAUGUAAUCUGCUGGCUUUUCUCUGUGUCACGAGACAUGGUAAGGAGCCCAUGUCUCGUGUCUCUCCAGGAGUGAGAACCAGAUGUUAUGUUCUUAAUGCAAGUACUUAGCCUUGAAAUUCAAGUCAGCAGUUUACAUUCCUUAUUCGAAUUUCUGUGCUGGACGUCACUUCUGGUGAGACAACAGUAGAUUUCAGACUUUAACUUGCCUGUUGAAGGUUGGCCUCGCACACCCAUAGCUAACAGUAUCCUAGCCUUUGCUUAAUGCCGAGCCUUUUCUCUUAAAGGAAAGUUUUUCGCAUUUAUCAAAUGCAGAAAGCAGCAUUAGAUUUAUGAGAACAGCCUUCAGUAGUAUCUGUGUACUUUAUUUUUGCCUGCUUUGUAAGCAGUCAACAGGUGCCCAAACUGCAAUGUACAAGUCUGGUCAUUUGCUAGGCAUUUGAAUAUAGCUCUUGUGUAAAAUUUUGAGUUCCAUUUCAAAUGCUCCAAAAAGCCAAUUGUGAAUUUAGUUGUGUAAGAACACAUGUUUGUUUCCUGCUGGAUUGCAUCCUAGAUUAGAGUUCCAGGUAAACUAUAAAGCACUUACUUCUGCCAAACUGGAUGAGAAUUGUGAUUAGUUUCAUCCUUUUCAAAAUCAGUACUGCGUUGACAGCAUUCUUGAGUUUUGUUGUGUGCGUUAUUUUCCCAGAAUAUUGCAUUCAUUAGUCUCUCUUUGCAUUGCAGAUGUAGAUUCAGCUAUUCAAAGCAAGAUAAUUGCUUUUCAUUAAAGUGUGCGAAGGAGUGAAGGCCCCAUGUUGUGUUAGUGCCUGUCUGCCAUGCUGGCCUGUCUGCCAGGACCAGGUGACCUCUCCUUUCAGCUUCUUUCUUACCCGCAGAUGAACACUGGACUUCAGAAAUGGGACACUACACAGAAGAUGAGCUCUGCACAGUAUCCUACCCCAGCAGAAUUGGAUGCUUAUGCUAAGAAGGUUGCCAACAAUCCACUGACUAUAAAAAUUUUUCCAAACAGCGUCAAAGUUCCCCAGAGGAAACACGUACGCCGUACUGUGAAUGGACUUGAUACUUCAGGCCAGAGGUAUAGUCCGUACCCCUCCCCCCCCCCCCCCGCCACAAAGACAGGCCUGCUUGCGAUAGUCAAAUCCCCAGCGAAAGGCAUCGUUAAAGACUUUGACGGCACGCGCGUCCGUCUGCUGCCAGAAGCAAUGAUGAAUCCCCCUUCCACACCGUACGUUGCACCUAGCACUUUAAACCACGCCCCAUCGCUUGCUCGCCAGCAGGCACUUCAGCAUGCACAGACUCUGCCACACCCCCAGAGUAUCCCACAACCACAGACUUUGCAGCACCAAAGCUUAACACACCCUCAGGGGAUCCCGCAGCCACAGCCGCUGCCGCACCCUCAGAACAUGCAGCAGCCCCAGAGCCUGCAGCAUCCUCAGACCAUGGCACAUCAGACUCUGCAGCACCCCGCAAAUGCUCUGCUGCAGCCAGGUUUACAUGGCAGCAGAAAGAUGCCCGAUGCAGAUGCGCCGCCGAAUGUGACCGUGUCUACCUCAACCAUUCCCCUCUCGAUGGCUGCCACGCUGCAGCAGAACCAGCCACCAGACCUGAGCAGCAUUGUGCACCAGAUUAACCAGUUCUGCCAGGCCAGAGCUGGCAUUAGCACUACCUCAGUAUGUGAGGGACAGAUUGCAAACCCGAGCCCAAUCAGUCGCAACCUGCUUAUCAAUGCAAGUACCAGGGUGUCUACUCACAACGUUCCCACUCCCAUGCCUUCCUGUGUAGUAAACCCGGUCGAUCACGCUGCUGCUAUCCCUCCUCCUGCCUCUCUCAGCGUGCCCAUGGUGAACAUCAGCAGGGUGCCAGCUGCCUACCAGAGCGACAUGAAAUCCGUGGCAUGGAACCAGCAUCAGCUUGCGCAUCUUCAGCAAAUGUGUGGGGAUGCUGCCGGGCCCGCUGGCCUUGCGGGGAAGCACCCUCCGAGAGAGAUGGCAGGCCAGGGCUUCCCGGGUAAAACGUCCAGCUACCCUCAAGAACUGUGCAUGGGCCAGUCUUACAACGUCAAGCCCCCUCUUGAGAAGCCCACCCCUUCCCCGCCUGUGAAUGGCUUUCAGGGACCUUUGCCAUAUACGAAUGGGCACUACUUCCAGCCCCUCUGGAAUAGCAUUCUGCCCACACCGAACAGUGACAGCUCUGGCUCCCAGGACCUUGCCAUGUCUUUUCACGGAGGACAGCCAGCAGGGGCGCCGCUGGAUUGCGCGGCAGGAGCUCACUAUCGAGCUGCGGCUGGUUCGUCCAGCCAGAAUAGCGUGAUGCAGACCAUGGAUUACCUAAGUGGGGACUUCCAGCAGGCUUGCUUCAGAGAUCAGAGCAUGGCCGUGCUGGGAAAAGUCCAUCGGCCUCCCAUGAACCGAGCGCCUGAACCAACCGAUAGUCGAAAUCUUCAUAUUCAGCACCCAGGGUAUAGAUAGGCUGCAGUCACUUUCACAGAUAAAAUUAGAGGUUUAGUCUUAAUUUUAACUAAUCAGCAAAGUAUUUUUAAUUUGCAAACUUGCGUGAUCAUUAUAAUAACCAUUGAAACAAGAUGUAAUGUGUAUUUAAAAGCUUUACAUCCACAUUCACGCCUGCUAGCAUCAAAAACGUAACCCGCCUUUUGUUUCAAAGAACUUGAUUAUACUACAGGUUGAACCUCCCUAGUCUGGCACACUUGGGACCUGAGCGGUGCCAAACCAGAGAAUUUGCCAGACUCUGGGAGGUCACUAUUAUCUAGCAGCAUCACCAGCACUUCCACUGCUUCCUGGGUUCUCAGAAGACAUCUAGGGGUAAAUUCGAGCUAAAGAACAGCACAGAACUCAGAGCCAGGACUGGUGGCUGAAAAACUUUAUGGGACUGUGAGAAACUCAGCCCCAUCCACGAGCUAGGUAGCAUAGAUGCCUAAGUCUCCAUCUGCAUUUCCUCUGAAGAUUAAGAGCAACAGAAUUUGUCCGGAGUGGGGUGCAUUUUCAACUCUAAAGUCUGUUUCAUGAAAUGUGUUAGAUAUUGACCAUUUGCACUGCCGAGGGGCUUAUUUCGUUGAAAGGAACCCUGUGUUUGAAAGGAUUUAGUUAGGGUUCUAUAUUUAGACAUUUGUGUAGGAAGAAGCUCUUUGCUAGAGCCUGCAGAGAGUUCUGCAUUUCUCUCAUGGCAUGUCGGUCUGUGUCCAGAGCCAAAAGUCCCUCCAGUCUUCUGGAUGCUUGGUUGAGGACAGGGUAUGGGAGUAGGGCACAUGGCUGCCUGCUUCCCUCUUGCUUUGUUUCCACGUCACGGUCUGAACCCCUUGCUGCUAGGAAUCUGGAUUUCCUGAUGCAAAGUGCUGCAUUGAGGCUUUAUUCCAGGAAUCUAGACCCACUGACGACCCCAAAAAGGUUCCGUUACUGCUCCAGUAGAUAUUUAGCGUAGUUAGAAGUCUGUCUCCCCUGCAGAGGUCAGGGCACGCAGUGACUGGCAUGGCAUUCACGGUCCGACAGCAAUGAAAUGAAGCUCUAGCCAUGAGACACGGUGGGACUUGCAGCCCAUGUAUGUUAAAGCACCACCAUAGACAGAACUGAACAGUUCUUAUCUGUGCCUAACUACUACUCUGUCCUCCCCGUGUCACUUAAAGCAGCUCAGUGAAUUGGUGGCCACUAGAACACUAACUGUUGGAGAACCUCUGGGUCUCAUCAUCUUCAGCAUGUUGAAACAUCCCUUCUUUUAAAGCUACAGUUCUUGUAAGGUUGUUUCCCAUCUCUGUAAAUGAGACUAAUACUUGAACAUAAUGAUCACAGUCAAGUUUGGAAGUUAAAAGUAAAUGCAUUGAUUCUUUCUAUGUACACUGGCUAAAAUAUUGCUCUACACUGUAACUUUUAAAUGUAAUAUUUCUGUAUGAAUGUCGCCUGGUAGCGUGGGUUUGAGUAGCAUUGUGUAUGAGUGAACCCACUGGCCUCUACCAUUCACUGGCCUCCCUCACAGCCCUUUAAAAAACAAAGCCUUAAGUAUUUGCUCCUUGAAACUUUCCUUAAUGAGCAUGACUUAAAAUCUUAAGACAUCAUACAAAGUAAAAAAAAAAAAAAAACCACAACAAACUUACAAGUUUUGAAGUGAUGUCCUAGUUGGCUAGAGAUUCUUAAAGUUUUUGGUAAAUGGGAAAAUUAGAAAACAUUUAUUUGUAUUUUUUAAUUUAGACGUGUAGUUCUGGGCUGUAACAAAUACUUAGGUUUCCAAGCUUAGCGCAGAGUACGUUUUCUGAUUCCUUGCAUAAGAUAGUACACUUACACCAUGUCAUUAUUUAAAUUCUUUUCAGUGUACUAUAAACCGUUCUUUAGUCAGACUGCUUAACUUUGCUAAAGAGUUAUCACUAAAGACGGAUUAAAUUAUGUGUUGGCUUGUGUUGCCUUAUAUUUAAAAGGAAAAAUUGCCUGAUUGUGUUAUGCCAAAUGAUAGCAACAUGAAGUCCUAAUUUAUUGUUUAUAAUCGUAUUCCUGCAGUCUUUGUGAAAACUGGUAAAUAUACAUCUAUGAAAGAACUAAAACCCUAAGGCUUUUCAUGCAAUAUUUUUCUGAAUACAUUAUCUUGGAAGCUAAGGAUUGAGUCUGAAGCUGCUUCCCUUCAGUUCUCCCUGUUGUUUUCCCCCUUCUCCAAAUUGAUCUAGGGUUGUGCUAGGACUUUAACAUUUCCCCCUAGUUUAGUUAUUGGAAGGAGUUCUGCUACCUGAAAUACCUACUUUUUAUUUGGUUCAUUAGUCUGCUGCAAAUACAGCCCCUAGACACUGAUUUUUCCUUCUGCCCUCCCUCCCCAAAACAAAACUAGUGAACCCCGUGCUUUGGCUCUUGGCGAAAAGUGAUUUAAAUGUCUGAAGUUAUGCUAAUGUUACAGUAAGCCAUGGAAGACAGUCUGUCUUGUCAUGAAUUGUUCUGCACUCAUUACUGCAAAUAGAAUCCUCACCUUUGAGACUUUGGUCUGGUGCAGAAGGACUGAGAAGCAAAAAUAUUCAAGACCCGUCCAGGUAGGACAUUCCAUUAGCCUGUUCACAAAAAUUGCUAUUAAAAUCUCCGAUAUUUCA